UCGAAAUAAUGGGCGGCUAAUUUCGGACUGUUACCAUGGUCAUGGCCGUACGUUAUUUACGUUAGUUAUUGACUCAGCAUGGCCAUUAUCUUGAUAAUGUUGCGCAAUAUACUAUAACACGUCUGUUCGUGUUUGUGAGUGUUGUUAAAUUUAAAUAUACUGAGAUAACACGUGUAAUAUAAAAGGCUAGUGUGUAAAGGCGCGAGAAGCAUUUCUGUAUUAUCACCUUGUUGCAUCGUAGCUCUUCCCUAUAAGACAUGGACCGACGAGAUAUACUAAUGCCGGCUGAAUCCGGAGAGUACAUCGCCAGACACGCUGAACAUGUGAAAAUUCACGAGGAGGGGCUUGAGAAACUUUGUGAAGUAAUGCUGUCAUCAAUGACAGACAAACUUCAGGUCCCAGAUUCAGGCACAUAUAUCAACCGUCCCUCCAAUGACGAUCCAAGAGCUGUCGACUGGGUGUUUUUUGCUGAUGCUCUCAAUUUUUGCUUCUGGACCAAGCAGGGAGACCCCAAAUACAUUGUAGAUGGAGAGACUGGUUAUUAUGCUUUAGAAGCUGCUAUGGCAAGGGCUUUGAAGGAAGGCUACGACCUUCUAAACCCGGAAUACUACUCGAAAAUAACAAAAGAAGAUCUGGCUCAUAUCUUAAGAAGUGAUAGUGAAGUACCAAUUCCACUAUUCGAACAGAGAUUGACUAUUUUACAUGAUGUUGGAAAAACAUUGAUUGAAAAAUACAAUGGAACGUUUAUGACUUGCGUGAAGCUUGCGAAUAAAUCUGCACUUAAACUACUUAAGAUCAUAGUGGAGGAUUUCCCGUGCUUUAGAGACGAAGUUGUAUACAAAGGGAAGUUUGUAUCCUUGUAUAAAAGAGCACAGAUUCUUAUUGGUGAUCUUUGGUAUUUCUUCGAUGGCAAAAGUUGGGGAGAGUUUGAAGAUAUUGAUAAGAUUACCUUGUAUGCUGAUUAUAGAAUCCCUCAAGUGUUGGUUUACUUCGGAGCUAUGAGCUAUAGCGACGGUUUGAUGAAGAAAUUGCAAAACGAUGAGCACCUGCCAAGUGGUUCAGAUGAAGAGAUCGAGAUCCGCGGCUGUUCCAUCCACGCAGUCGAGCUGCUGCAAAAGAAAUUGAAACAGAAAAUCGUCGAGCAAAAGUUAAAAGCGGAAGUUCCCAACGCAAGUCUCAUAGAUUACUUUUUGUGGUGCUAUAGGAGGAAAUAUGCCGACGAAUUGGCAAAGGUCCCCUUCCAUAAGACCGUGGGCAUAUUUUAUUGAACUAUAAAAACCCUAUAACGUACAAAAUUGCAUUUGACAAGCUUAUGCAGAACAUUAUAAUGUCUUUUUCGAAGAUGAGUAAAAUGACAGUUUAUUGCGCAAAAGUGUUGCCCGUUUGCAAGCAGCUAGUCAUUGCAGUCGAUAAAUAUUCUAUCGAAUAUCGAUUACAUGUUAUGUAAUCGAUUAUAUGUAUGUAAAUAGCCGAACUUGUUUCAUUUGAAUUUUUGUAUAUUCAUACAUGCACUGCGUUUAAAACUAUGUCUAUUUAAAAUAUUAGUGGAGACAUAUUUUAAAGUUUUUCAUUUUAAUUCAAUGUAGGUGAAUUUAAUUCUUGUUAAAGUGUGUAUGAAUUACAAAUCGAUUUAGAUUUUGUAGACCGACUGCCAAAAUUAGAAUAAAGAACAGAUAUUUAAAAAAAAUUACGUUCUUUCACAAUCUAUUGAUUAAACUGUCGACAACAACUACAUGGUUAAAUAAAAAUUUUAUGAAAACUGGCUUCCUUGGAAAUAUCAUUUUACUCCGUCUUCAAUAUAAUAAAUAUGUAAUAAUUAUUACACGCAUUCAAACUUACACUUCCUUGCGUAUUUUAAAAAUAAAUUUAGUUUACACAAUUUAUAACUUGUACUUUUUACGAAUUAUUAUAGUAUAAUCUAUUUGUUCCUUGGUAUAUAAUUCUACAUAAAUGACAUACAAAGUUAAUUGUCAUUGACAUUUAUAUAUAAAAAUAUUAUCCAAAUGUUAUUAAAAUAUUGUUGUCUGUUGCUGUUAGGCAUUGUGAUAAUUAUGAAGGUGAUAUUGACUACUAUACGACUUAAACUUUAUAGCUAAGUUUAGAUUAGAGAAGACUUUACCGUAGUUUUUAUAACAUAUGCUAUAGCUCAAAAUACUGUAUAACACAGGGUGUAGUACAGGUUUCAAUACGUAAGUUAACCCCUUCAUGGACAGUAUUUAAGUAGUACAACCACAUACCAAAAUGUCACUACUUUUUUUCGUGCCGUACUGGUUAUAUUUUAUUUAUUUUUAUAUAUGUAUAUACGUUUACCAUGGCGCAGGUGAAAGGUGUUGGUGGUCACAACUACUCCAUGGUAGUUUGGUGAAGGAUGAUAAACGAGUCGUGGGUUGGUAAAUGAGUGUAUAUGAACUGUUAAUAACUGAAUAUAUUUUGCUUGAGCUACUUAUUUAUACAAAUUUGGUACGUGUGUCUUAUGCUGAUUCACAAGGCGUGGUUGUUACUUUUGCUUGCACUAAGACGUGCCUGAAUGUCGGAAGAGGGUUAGACAUUCUGGCACGUCUGUGGCUGCUACAAUACGUAAUAAAAUAAUGAAAGACUAAGUAUUUAUUUAUACGUGGGCGUCCCAUAGCCGACCUCGGAAUCUACGUCAAUACAACUAAUGUAUGUACAAUGCGGCUAUCAGUUUGGCACUUUAAAACAGCACAAUAAGGUAUUUUUCUACGAUUUUAAAAAUGUGCGUGAAAGAUUUGACACAAGUAUAACGUACAAAGCGAAAAUGGCGGACCGAGCUCAAGUAGGCGGAACUACGCCUACAGUUGGCACGCGUGUUGCGCUAACCACUUCUACUGUAUUAUAGGUCUAUUGGUACACCAGAUGUCGACAUGAGUACCAAAUAGCUAUUUUUGUAAGUAAUUUGUUUUACAUUGACAAGCUACAAUAUAUCAUAGCCACUCUAAUUUGUAGUGAAAACAAACAAAUCAACUAGAUGGCGCUUAUCUUUUAUUUUGUUUAGGAUUAGCAUCGUCUAUCUAUAUUAGGAAGCGUUAAUUUAUGAAUUAGUUUGUAACACGCAGUUUGUAACUAAGUUCAGAAAAUAAUUUAGUUCAUGAUCAAUAUUUGAAUAAUACUACAGGAUAAAAAAACGACUUUUUAUAUUUCGAUAAAGCACUUUGAAAUCGUACUGUAAAGCCCGUAGUUGUUAUUUUGAGAUCCAUAUCAUAACGUAUUCUAAUAUUUAAUUUUUCGGUAAACAUUGUUAUUGUCCAUGAAAGGGUUAAGUUAGCUCCUAUGUGUAACUAUGUUAAAAUCAAUGCCAUUGUAUAUUUAUUACCUCAAAAGAAAUAAUUCCUUAAGUGCAAACUGUUAGUAAAUAAAGUUUAAAUAAAACUAAAGUACGUAUUGUAUAAAUAUAAUUUUAAUUAUAUAUUACACCUUACAAAAAUUACGCCAGGAUAUCACAUACCAGGUUAGUGUUGGGUUCCAAACACCUUAUAGAGUUACAAUACAUCUUAUAAAAAUCCUAUGGUCUACGUAGAAGAUUGAAUGAAUAACUAUUCGUCGCUCACAGGACUUUAUAUAUAGUUAAAAAA
Molecule: messenger RNA, 3590 nt
Organism: Hyposmocoma kahamanoa
Lineage: Eukaryota; Metazoa; Arthropoda; Insecta; Lepidoptera; Cosmopterigidae
Product: queuosine salvage protein
Exons: 4
Coding region: 258-1268 (336 amino acids)
Source: RefSeq, a predicted model, not a curated record